Helianthus annuus (common sunflower) is the source of this 1917-nucleotide messenger RNA. RefSeq lists its product as uncharacterized. The coding region runs from base 1 to 1917 and encodes 638 amino acids. The record is from RefSeq and is a predicted model, not a curated record. NCBI's taxonomy places the organism in Eukaryota, Viridiplantae, Streptophyta, Magnoliopsida, Asterales, Asteraceae. The transcript has a single exon.
AUGCCGGCCCACAUCAGAACAUAUGAUGGGACGGAAGAUCCUGAAGACCAUCUUCAGAUCUUUAGCGGUGCCGCAAGAAUUGAGAAAUGGUCAAACGCUGAAUGUUGCUUGAUGUUCAUGCAAACCCUUGUGGGAUCAGCAAGAAUCUGGUUCAAUGAUUUACCUGCUCGAAGCAUUCGAAGCUUUGAUGAUCUUAGCAAGGGGUUCUUAGCCAACUUCUCCCAACAAAGGCGAUAUGUCAAAGAUGCUACAGUGAUUUUCCAGAUCAAGCAAAGAGAUGACGAAAUCCUUCGGGAAUUCAUAGAAAGAUACAAGAGGGAAGGCCUAACUUAUGUGGGAGCAGACGAGAAAAUGAGGGUGGCCGGUUUUAUGAACGCCAUAACAUCCAAAUACCUCACAAGGGAUUUCAACAAAUCCCUCCCCAAGACCUUGGAAGAGGCCCUUGAAAGGGCUAAGGCCCACAUUCGAGGAGAAGAGGCUGUGGAUAUCAAAGAACAAAGGAAGAGAGGAUCUAGCUGGCGAGGUAACAGCCCAGCUAGAAAGAGAGGAAACUUUAACUCCUAUGACAGACGCCAAAAGGUUUUAGAUUAUCGAAGGUCUGAAGGUCGCAACCCUUCCAACAGGGAAAAGGGCAUGAGUUUCACCCCUCUCACCAAGACUCCUCAAGAAAUCCUGGCAACCGAAGAGGUUAAGCAAAACUUUCGACCUCCUAGGCCUCUCCCCAAAAGCAGAAAGAAUGAAAACUCCACACAAUAUUGUGAAUUCCAUGAAGAAAAGAGUCACCAUACCAACGAUUGCUUCCAACUUAAGAAAAGAAUCGAAGAAGCUGUCAAGUCCGGAGAACUUGCUCACUUGGUAAAAGGAGUAAGGGACAAAAUGGCUGAAGGGAAAGGCAAGGAAGUCAAUAUGGUGAAUUUCGAUGGAAAGGUUCCGUACAAGAGGCAACGGUUGGAAGCUUGGGAGCUUCAGUGUGUUUGCUUUCCCCCAACAGAGAAAGACCCUCUUUCAAAUCCCCUCGUGGUAGAAGCAACCGUGGGAACAUUACAAACGAAUAGGGCAUGUAUAGACACUGGGGCAGCUACCGAGAUCAUGUUCGAAAAGUUCUUUAGUCGCUUGAGCAAUGAAGAACGUUCAAGGAUUCAACCCUCUGGGACCUCCAUAAAAGGUAUUGCCGAUAUACCCCUUAAGCCUUUAGGGCAACUGGCGCUCAAUGUUCGCUUCAGUGAAGGUCAAAAGGAAAGAACUCAACCACUUACCUUUGUGGUUAUCAAUAUUCCCUCAAACUACGAUGUGAUCAUUAGGAGGCCAGGACAGUGUGCGUUUUACAUGGCUGUGUCCAUCGGCCAUGGCACUGUCAAAUUUCCCACCGAAAGGGGAAUAGCAACCCUUCAACCUUCCCAGGAAGCCUACAUGGUUGAAGGUGAAAAUUCCAGAAGUGAAGAAGACAAGCAAAGGCUAAUCAUAAACCCUAAGUACCCUGAGCAAAGAAUAAGGGUCAAUCCAAGCCUCUCACAAGAAACCCUCUCAUAUCUCGAGAAGUUGUUAACACACUACAGCGAUGUCUUCGCUUGGUGUCCAGAGGAUAUGACAGGAAUUCCUCGGAACAUUGCCGAGUACGAGUUAAGGAUACCACCGAAUGUCAAACCCGUGGUUCAAAAGAAAAGAAGUUUGGCACCAGAAAGAAGUCUGGCUGCAUGCCAGGAGGUUGAGAAGCUUGUGUCAGCCGGCAUUCUCCGAGAGGUCAAGUACCAAUCAUGGGUUGCAAACCCGGUAAUGGUCAAGAAGUCAGACAACUCCUGGAGGAUGUGCAUAGAUUUCAAGGAUCCAAUAAAGCUUGCCCCAAUGAUUGCUAUCCAUUACCGGAAAUUGAUCUCAAGGUUGACUCCCUCACCGGCUAUCCUUUCAAAUGCUUUCUAG